AUGAUAAGGUGAGUUAUGAAAAUUAAAGAACCUGAUCGACUUUUUUGAAAAAAAAAAUAUAGAAAAGAACUGUUUUCUUCUUUGUCACUAGACUAUAAGCACUAAACUUAAAAAGGGCAUAGGCUUACAUCAAUUUCUUGGAGCUUUAACCGUGAACACCCACUAGGUUCAAUCCUACGUUGUCCUACCUUGGCCACUUUAUAGGUCUACUGUACACUAAGGACCAAAAAGUCUCUAACUAAAAUUGGAGAGGGUCUUUAUUUAAGCUCAGUCCUUGGCCUCAGGACAGACAAAGGAGCAGGGUUGGAUCAGGAAAUAUCAACAGAGCAUUUUUUUUUGAAUUUUGUUUUUUCGCCAAACUCAUAUCUUGAAAACUGUAAUAGUUAUCAGACAAUAACAACGUAAAAUGGAUUAACACUGUUUAAAACCCAUUUCUAGAAAUUUUUGCGUUUUUAGGCCUAACCAAAAAGAUUUAAAAAAAACGCGCCAAAAAAAUUUAAAAAUGCCCUGUCAAGGCCCGUGCCCUGCCCUGCGUCCAACCCUACAUAGGGGGCUUUCUUUUAGGUUUAGUUCUAAACGACUAGGUAGGGUAAAAUAGGAUAAGAUGCGGUAGGGUAGGUGAUAGGCUUUCUGUCAGGACUAGCUUUAACAAGAGUGAGAAAAAACUGUUAAAACAAACCAUUUUUGAAAAAUCAGUAUACCUUAAAUACUGUAAAAAAAUAAAAAUCUUUUCAGCCCCAACUCUAAGAAACACAACCAUUUCUCUCUAAACCAACCAGUGUUAUACUGUGGCGUCAUAGUUUUUAUUAAACUAUGCUUUUCGUUUUACGCUUUCUUUGUUAUCUUCUACGAAGAUCCAAUUGUUCUACAGAUAUAUGACUCUUUGAAGGGCCAGAACUUGUAUAACUUAUUGGAAUUGAAGAUACCAAGAGAAGAUUUUGGAGCGAACAAGUCGGUUAGGAUACGACAACAAAAGCUUGGAGGUAUCAUUUACCCUAAGAACUUUACUACUAUGUUCGACGAGUUUUACGAUGUUAUGAAGGAUGAUAUGGGGAGGUAG
Molecule: messenger RNA, 1060 nt
Organism: Bursaphelenchus okinawaensis
Lineage: Eukaryota; Metazoa; Nematoda; Chromadorea; Rhabditida; Aphelenchoididae
Source: the annotation of a GenBank genome assembly